UUGGGCUGCCCUUUGCCCAGGGAGUGCCCAGGACAGUGGACUCGGGAGUUCUCAGUGUAGUGGUGGAAUCCAAGGGGUUAAAGGAGUCAGGCCCAGUACUGUUUGGUGUUUGUAAAAGUACAGAUAGUAAGGGCAGGAGGAGUUAAGUGGGCACUUAGUUUGGACUCAAGCAAGUCUUCCCACCUCUCUGCCCUUGUUCUGGGCAAUUCUUUGGACCAUGAGAGACCCUCUUACUAUGCCCAAGAGAAAGAUCCCCAGUUGAGGUGCUGAAUUGGACAGAAACCUGGUUAGGCCACCUGAAGAGAGAAUUCCCUCCUGAAGGAGCUCAUCAGCAGGGGGCUGGAGUAGGUUCCCCGACAACGGCCAGCCUAUCUGACACUUCCAUGAAUGAGGAAAUCCCAGAGGCCUUGCAGGCAGGAGGAGACCCAGCACCCCAAAGAAGAACUCGGAGAUGCCUGUCAGCUGGGGAACCCAGCAGGCAGUUUCGGGAAGAAGAGGAGGAAGAGGAAAAUGGCUUCCAGCCAGUGCCCCUCCGAAGACCAAAAGCCUAUCGUGCCCGAAACUAUAUUUGUGACCCUCUCAGACGUCACAGUUGGGAGCCUGGUAGUGUAUUUCAGGAUGCUGCCAGUGAUCCACUGGGAGGCAGGAACCUGCAAAAACUGGGGCCCAGGGACCCCCGGAGAAUUCCCUUACUGCAAAGUCAGGAGGAGCUGGAGACACUUCUGAGGCUGCAGGACCAGAGUGCCCAACCCCAAUACCUGGUUCAGAGUUCCCACCAUCCAUCCUCUGGUCCCUUGAAUGCUGCCUGUGGCAUCCUCUCCAAAUCUGUAUCCAUGAGCGGUAUUGAUGGCUACUUGGAUCUAGAUGGUGAUGAGAAUUUACCCCGAUCUCCUGAUCCUGACUUCAGCAACGGUCUCUGGGGAGGCAGCUGCAGCCAACUGGACGUACAGCUCUCAGGAAAACGGGCGGGCCACUCCCUUCAACGGACCCUCAGCCUCCUUUGGGGCAUGACGGGCAAGGCCAAGAACCGGGAAAAAGAGAAGAUGAAAGAAGCCAAGGAUGCCCGCUAUACCAAUGGGCACCUUUUCACCACCAUCUCUGUAUCAGGCAUGACGAUGUGCUAUGCUUGUAACAAAAGCAUCACGGCUAAGGAAGCCCUUAUCUGCCCAACUUGCAACGUGACCAUCCAUAACCGCUGUAAAGACGCUCUUGCCAACUGCACCAAGGUCAAGCAGAAGCAACAGAAGGCUGCCCUGCUCAAGAACAGCACAGCUUUGCAGUCCGUCUCCCUUAGGAGCAAGACCACCAUCCGGGAGCGCCCUAGCUCUGCUAUCUACCCCUCUGACAGCUUUCGCCAGUCCCUACUUGGCUCUCGACGAGGCCGGUCCUCCCUUUCCUUGUCUAAGAGCGUCUCCACUACCAACAUUGCUGGGCACUUCAAUGAUGAGUCCCCUUUGGGUCUUCGAAGGAUCCUUUCUCAGUCUACAGACUCCCUCAACAUGCGAAACCGAACGCUGUCUGUGGAGUCUCUCAUAGAUGAGGGUGCAGAGGUGAUUUACAAUGAGCUGAUGAGUGACUUUGAGACAGAUGAGAAGGACUUUGCAGCAGAUUCCUGGAGUCUGGCAGUAGACAGUAGCUUCCUACAGCAGCACAAAAAAGAGGUGAUGAAGCGUCAGGAUGUCAUCUAUGAGCUGAUCCAGACAGAGCUACACCAUGUGAGGACACUGAAGAUCAUGACCCGGCUGUUCCGAACAGGGCUGUUGGAGGAGCUACAGCUGGAGCCAGCCCUGGUGCAGGGCCUUUUUCCUUGCGUGGAUGAGCUCAGCGAUAUCCACACCCGCUUCCUCAGCCAGCUAUUAGAGCGCCGGCGCCAGGCCCUUUGCCCAGGCAGCACCCGCAACUUUGUCAUCCACCGACUAGGGGACCUGCUCAUUAGCCAGUUCUCAGGCUCCAGUGCAGAGCAAAUGCGUAAGGCCUAUUCUGAGUUCUGUAGUCGUCACACCAAGGCACUAAAACUCUACAAGGAACUAUAUGCUCGAGAUAAACGCUUCCAACAGUUCAUCAGAAAGGUGACCCGUUCCACAGUGCUUCGGCGGCAUGGGGUGCAGGAGUGCAUCUUGCUGGUGACACAGCGUAUCACCAAGUACCCUGUACUCAUCGAUCGGAUCCUGCUGCAUUCCCGUGGCAGUGAAGAGGAACACAGGGACCUGACAACAGCCUUGGGGCUGGUGAAGGAGCUGUUAUCAGCAGUAGACCAGGAGGUGCACGAGCUAGAGAAGGGAGCUCGCCUGCAGGAAAUCUAUGGACGUACAGACCCCCGUGCCCAGGCCCCGGUGCCUAGCAAGGGUCCCUUUGGCCGAGAAGAGCUUUUGCGUCGAAAGCUAAUACAUGAUGGUUGCUUGCUGUGGAAGACAGCCACAGGGCGUUUCAAAGAUGUGCUGAUGCUGCUGAUGACAGAUGUGCUAGUGUUCCUUCAGGAGAAGGACCAGAAAUACAUCUUUCCUGCUUUGGACAAGCCAGCAGUAAUCUCACUGCAGAACCUGAUUGUUCGGGACAUUGCUAACCAAGAAAAGGGGAUGUUUUUGAUCAGCGCUGCUCCCCCUGAAAUGUAUGAGGUCCACACAGCCUCCAGAGAGGACCGAAACACUUGGAUCCGUGUCAUCCAGCAGAGUGUGCGUGUGUGUCCAUCCAGAGAAGACUUCCCCUUGAUUGAAACAGAAGACGAGGCCUAUCUUCGACGGAUCAAAACGGAGCUGCAGCAGAAGGACAGGGCACUGGUGGAGCUGCUGCAGGAGAAGGUGGGACUCUUUGCUGAGAUGACGCAGUUCCAGGCAGAAGAAGAUGGAGGGGGUGGAGGGCCACUGCCCACCUUGCCCCGUGGCCUCUUCCGCUCUGAAUCUCUGGAAUCCCCUCGUGGGGAGAGACUGCUACAGGAUGCUAUCCGUGAGGUGGAGAACCUGAAGGACCUGCUAGUUGGACCUGGGCUAGAUCUGCCCCUGCCUGCACGGGAAUCGGCCUUGUCCUUGGAGCCUGACAGCAGUGGCAACACCAGCCCUGGGGUCACUACCAAUGGUGAAACAAGGACUUUCAAUGGUUCCAUUGAGCUCUGCAGAGCUGACUCAGAUGCAAGUCAGAGGGAUCGAAAUGGGAACCAGUUGAGAUCUCCCCAGGAGGAGGCCCUGCAGCGACUAGUCAACCUGUAUGGACUUCUCCAUGGCCUUCAGGCAGCGGUGGCUCAGCAAGACACCUUGAUGGAAGCGAGGUUAUCUGAGGGCCCCGAGCGACGGGAGAAGCUAGUGUUAUCCCGAGCCAACUCUCGAGAUGGGGAGGCAGGCAGGGCUGGGGGUGCCCCUGUGGCCCCAGAGAAGCAGGCCACAGAGCUGGCCCUGCUGCAGCGACAACACGCCCUGCUCCAAGAGGAGCUCCGUCGAUGCCGGCGUCAGGGGGAGGAGCGGGCAGCCGAGGCAGGAGGGUUAGAGGCUCGUCUUCGGGAGAGCGAGCAAGCCCGCGCCCGACUGGAGCGUGAGGCAGAAGAAGCGAGAAGGCAACUGGCUGCCCUGGGCCAGACUGAGCCUCUCCCAGCUGAGGCUCCCUGGGCCCGCCGGCCUCUGGACCCCCGGCGUCGAAGCCUCCCUGCAGGGGAUGCCCUCUACUUGAGCUUCACCCCCCCUUCCCAGGCUGUGCCCCAGAUAUGCCGAGGCCACGACCGCCUAGAUCUGCCCUUGUCUACCCGCUCUAUUCAUCGUACCUUUGAGGACCGAGAGGGGCCUGAGCUAGGCAGUCCUGAGGAGCGGCUACAAGACAGCAGCGAUCCUGAUACCGGCAGUGAGGAGGAGAGCUGUUGUAGUCGCCUGACCCCACCACAUAGCCCCCGAGAUUUCCCCCGAAUGCAGGACAUCCCAGAGGAGAGCGAGAGUCGAGAUGGAGAACCUAUUGCCUCAGAAAGUUAAAGGGGCUCUUUUCACUCCCUUCCUGAUUCCCUCCAGGGCUAUUACUGGAGGAAGAAGAGUUGGGGGAGUAGCCUUUGGAUGUCCAUAUUACAUAGGUGGAGGGGACACCUAAUAGAACUGCUGACUGUUGUGUGUCCCCCACCCCUCACCCCAGAACCUCCCACCUCAGGGAGAGUGGGGUUGCUUGAGGGGGUCAGAAAGCUGUGGGAUAUGCCCUCCAGUGGCAUCCACAAGCAGCACCACAGAUGCCAAUUUUUCAGACCCCACCCUCACCCCCCCAAUCUGGAAAGAUUUAUUUAUUUAUUGUUUAUUAGGUGGGUGGGAGGGAGGGACUUAAAGGACCAGGGAUAAGGGAACCAAGCCAUAAAGGGUCAGAAAACCUGGCCCUUUAACACUACUGGGGGAGGGGGGGAGGGAAGACCAACCAGGGGUUAACCCUUCAGUUACUGGACUGCAACCCGGCACCCUUCAUCCUCAUAUUUAAGUGGGGGCCAAAAUUACCCGAACCCUUCUGCCCUUUAAAAAGGGAUAUGGAUAGGGCAAGUGUCCCUCCCACUACAGACCUCCUAAUGCUGCUCAUUCCAACCUCCAUUGUAGCUCCUGGGGGGUCCAGGUGUCUAGGAACCCAGAGUGGUCUGGACUGGAGAUUGGGGUGGGACCAGUGGUAAUGGUCGGAGAGCCUUUGGGACCACAGUGUUUUGGUGUUUGUUUUUUUAUUUUGUUUUUUGUACCAAAGCUGACUGCACGUGUUUUAUAUUUUUAAGAGAAGAUCGUAGGCAAUUAGAAAUGCUAAUUCUAACUACCCCAAGUCUCAGAAGAAACUUAGGGGUGAGGUUGGGCAACAAUACUGGCUCACCAUAAUCUGCCCUGGUGGAGGACCUUUCCUGGCUCCUCUCACUAGCCUAUCUCCACUCAACCAGUUGGGAAUGCAUCAAGGAGGUAUAGGAAAUAUCUGGGGGCCUUGUGGUCUGGUUUGAAAACCAAUCUUGAAUUUUGGUUUGGGGGGGAUAUUAUUAGCAAGUGUCAAAUACCCUCCCCUCUGGGCCCCAGCACUUUUCUGAUGAUUUGAUUGUAAAAAGACCAAGCACAGAGAAUUAAAGACAUGGAACCCCA
Phascolarctos cinereus (koala) is the source of this 5063-nucleotide messenger RNA. Lineage: Eukaryota; Metazoa; Chordata; Mammalia; Diprotodontia; Phascolarctidae. The record is from RefSeq and is a predicted model, not a curated record.